This is a messenger RNA of Glarea lozoyensis ATCC 20868, 1431 nucleotides long. RefSeq names its product Nicotinate/Quinolinate PRTase C-terminal. Gene Ontology annotation, molecular function: nicotinate phosphoribosyltransferase activity. NCBI's taxonomy places the organism in Eukaryota, Fungi, Ascomycota, Leotiomycetes, Helotiales, Helotiaceae. Gene Ontology annotation, biological process: NAD+ biosynthetic process. The record is from RefSeq and is a predicted model, not a curated record. Bases 1 to 1431 code for a protein of 476 amino acids. The transcript is spliced from 2 exons.
AUGGACUUCAACGGCUCGUCGCCCUUCCCAGAGGGCGUUAUCUCGUUCCUGGACACUGAUCUUUACAAGCUGACGAUGCAAUGCGCUGUGCUGAAGUACUUCGCGGAUGUACGAGUAACUUAUGCGUUUCAUAAUAGAACACCUGAGAAAAAACUGUCAAGAGCAGCUUUCAAGUGGCUUCAAGCUCAGAUAAACAAACUGGGUAACAUUGCGCUUUCAAACGAUGAGCUUCGAUUCCUCCAAACCACUUGUACAUACUUGAACAAGCCAUACCUUGAUUUCCUAAAAGAAUUCCGUCUAAAUCCUCGCGAACAAAUCGAAGCUUCCUUCUCUCCCGAGAAUGACACCGGUAGUGACGAAGAUAUUGGCGAGUUCUGUCUCAUAGUCUCCGGCUUAUGGGUUGAGACCAUUUUAUACGAAAUCCCCCUCCUUGCUCUCACUAGCGAAGCAUAUUUCCGAUUCAUGGAUACAGAUUGGACAUAUGAUGGGCAAGAGGAGAAGGCCUACCAGAAAGGUAUGCGCCUUCUUGAAGCCGGCUGCGUAGUAUCUGAGUUUGGUACACGCCGGCGGAGAGACUAUCAUACCCAAGCGUUGGUGUUUCGUGGACUCGUCAAAGCUAAGAAAGAAGGAGAAAGAAAGGGCUUGCCUGGGAAGAUAUCUGGAACCAGCAAUGUUCACUUAGCUAUGCGAUUCGGCAUACCACCAAUCGGUACAGUCGCUCAUGAAUGGUUCAUGGGAGUCGCGGCUAUCACUGGAGACUACAAAACAGCCACAACCACGGCGUUGCAAUAUUGGGUAGGAUGUUUUGGGGAGGGGGUUCUUGGAAUCGCUCUGACCGACACUUUUGGUACACCAAUCUUUUUGAAGGCCUUCAGUCAACCGAUGACAAAAAUAGAGUCAGGAAGUUUGACCGAAGACACCUCAAUUAGAGAGGUACCCUCGAGUACCCCAUUGGAUAUGGUAAAUGGAAAGUCUAAAACAUUCGCAGAAGUGUUCGCCGGUGUGCGACAGGACUCAGGUGACCCAGAAAACUUUGUUAAGAUGAUGCGUGAGUUUUACGACGCACAGGGAAUCAAGGAAAAGAAGACGAUAGUCUUCUCAGACUCGUUAAAUAUUGAUCUAUGUCUGCAUUACAAGACAAUAUCUGACGAAGCUGGCUUCAAUACCUCAUUCGGAGUUGGAACCUUCUUCACUAACGACUUUGUUCACACGAAAACUGGUACCAAGUCGACUCCUCUCAACAUUGUCAUCAAAUUGGCCACUGCUGCCGGUAGAUCUGCAAUCAAAAUCAGUGACAACAUUGGGAAAAACACUGGCGAUAAAGCUACAGUUGAGAAAGUCAAACAAGAGCUAGGUUAUGUGGAGCGAGACUGGGCCCAGGGCGAUGAAGCGACAAGAUGGGGAAAGGAAAGUGAGAACGAAAAGAAAUAA